AGGAGGAAGAGGCGGCUGCGAGGGUCUUCAGCUGCUCUGCGAGAGGUAGCCCUCCGCCCCGGGGCGGGUGAGAUGGAGGGGCUUUCGGAGGGAAGAAAAACUGAAAUUACUGGCUGAACAGGACAAUGAUUAUUAAUUAAAUACAAUUCAAAGCUGUACUGUGGUUUCCUGAAUCAAUUGUGUCUGCACAAGUGAACGGUGAAGAUCAAAGUGAUCACCAGAAAAGGAGUGAAGAAUACCUCUGGCUGACUCUAAGCAAAAUGAGCACACAAACAAGCGAUAGAACUCUAUGAUGUUCGCCAAGCAGAAACUUAGACUAAAUGUUGAACUUCUUUUUAUUCAUGGAAUGGCUGCUAUUGUCUUCACAAAUACAAUGGCUAUAAUUCUUUGUCAGGACAGUUGAGGCACUUCACCUGCAUUUGCCAUUUGAAUUUGAGACACAUCCUAUUUUCCCUAGGUCUUAAAGGACCUGAGAACAGGUGGGAACCAAGGGAUGUUAAAUGCUGGAUUGGGAUAAAAAAAUGGAUGCUCACAUGUGAAGAUGGAAGUAACUUGAUCCCUCCAACUGCAUAAACUGCCUCUGGAAAGGAAAGGUUAAGAUUGGAGUCACAAGCUUUAGUGGGAAGCAGUAUGCAGGAAGCUGGUUUUCAGGCCACAAAUGCUUUCACAGAGUGCAAAUUCACCUGCACCAGUGGCAAAUGCUUAUAUCGUGCCUCGCUGCUCUGUAAUGAACAGAACGAUUGUGGGGAUAAUAGUGAUGAAGAGAACUGCUUACUUGUAACUGAACAUCCACCUCCAAGCAUCUUCAGCUCGGAAUUAGAGUUUAUUCAGAUUAUCAUCAUCAUAGUGGUGAUAACUGUUAUGAUAGUAGUGAUCAUCUGCUUGCUGAAUCAUUAUAAGGGGUCAACAAGGUCCUUCAUCAGUCGUCAGAGCCAAAGCAGAAGGCAAGAGGACUCUUUACAACCAGAGGGGUGUCUGUGGCCUUCUGACAGCUCAUCUUCUCGACAAGGACCUUCAGAGAUUAUGUAUGCCCCACGUUCCAGGGACAGAUUCACCGCUCCAUCUUUCCUGCAGAGAGAACAUUUCAGUCGCUUCCAGCCAACUUAUCCCUACGUGCAGCACGAGAUUGAUCUGCCUCCUACAAUCUCCCUUUCUGAUGGUGAAGAACCACCACCAUACCAAGGGCCGUGCACUCUGCAACUUCGGGAUCCAGAACAACAGAUGGAACUUAACAGAGAAUCCGUGAGGGCACCACCAAACAGAACUAUAUUUGACAGCGACUUAAUAGAUGUUUCAGUAUACAAUGCAGGCCCUUGCCCACCAAGCAGCAAUUCGGGAAUAAGUGCAACCAAUUACAGCAGUAAUGGAAGGAUGGAAGGACCACCCCCAACUUACAGUGAGGUCAUGGGGCAUUACCCGGGUUCCUCUUUUUUCCAUCACCAGCAAAGCAACACGCCUUCUUCAUCACAGAGGGGGAGCAGACUUCAGCUUCAGCAGAACAAUUCGGAGAGCACAAUAGUCCCUAUUGAAAGCAAAGACAGGAAACCAGGAAACUUUGUCUAGUUUCUUUUUCCAUGUGCACUUGAAGAGAGUCGGGAGAAUCAAACAGGAGCAUAAGGGAAGCUUCUAUGCCCCUGUGCACAAUGUUGUUAAAAGUUUCAUGUGACACAAUUUAGUAAAACCAAACCUACAAAGCUGUUCUUUAUUUCCGAUUCCUUUAAGGGGAAUUGCAUGAAAAUUUGUUUUGAAAUAAUUGCAACCUUCCAUUCAGUUUGGCCAUGAG
Molecule: messenger RNA, 1783 nt
Organism: Pseudonaja textilis
Lineage: Eukaryota; Metazoa; Chordata; Lepidosauria; Squamata; Elapidae
Gene: LDLRAD4
Product: low density lipoprotein receptor class A domain containing 4
Biological process (GO): negative regulation of transforming growth factor beta receptor signaling pathway
Cellular component (GO): early endosome membrane; Golgi membrane
Molecular function (GO): R-SMAD binding
Source: RefSeq, a predicted model, not a curated record